CUGUCAGAUGGAGAAGGAGCGCGUAUUGAUGCCGGUGCGAUGCUCGGGAAGUGUUUAGUUUGCUUUUCGUUCGCGACUCAUGAUUUCUGACUCUUUCUACGACAGCCCGGGGCGUGACGACAUCAAAGAUUCGCCUCGUCCACCUGCGAACACAAAACCCAAACGACAUCUCUGACUGCGCGAUGAAAUGAACUAGACUAUGCCGUUUAUUAACGCCAUAAACAAGAUAUUUUUUGUUAAGUUAUUUGUUAAGUACUGUUAUUUUUAAAGUGCAAGGAAACGCAAGUUGGGUAUAUUACUGUACAGUACUGUACGCAAUAAUCUUUUAAAUAUAGACGGAUGCUGACAUUGCGCCUUGCGCGUUCAUUGUUGUUUUCCACUGGUCACCAUCGUUACGGGAGGAGCGCAAGACCUCUUGAGCGACGCGCGCGCGAGAAAAUUAUCGCGUAUUGCUUUUCCAGAAGUGUCGACUAUUCCAGAAAAAUGCUUUAAUCGGACUGUGGUCGAAUUGUGUUGCCUCACCAGAGCGUUACGGUCCACGAGUUCUGCGCCCCACAUGUCACGAAGUAAAUUAGUCUGUCACUUUACCGGACAGCGGACCGUUUCUGAGGGGUUACAAAACGUAAACAAACCCUCACGCGCGCGUGGAAAUUGGAAACCGUUCUUUGGAUACCUCUGAUGAAGUGCCCCAGAGCUCGCGCGUCGCCUUGUGGAGCCGCGCGUUGUAGGAGCGCGGCUGGAAGGUCAGUUUGAGCUCGUGACUCUCGGCUGGGCUGAGGCGAGCGCGCAAGGAUGCCGGUGAGACGCGGACACGUCGCGCCGCAGAAUACUUUUCUGGACACGAUCAUCAGGAAAUUCGAGAGUCAAAGCAGAAAAUUCAUCAUAGCCAACGCACGAGUGGAAAACUGCGCUAUUAUCUUCUGUAACGAUGGCUUCUGUCACAUGUGUGGUUACACCAGAGCUGAGAUCAUGCAGAAACCCUGUACAUGCAACUUUCUGUACGGUCCACACACUAAGAGACUGGCUAUCGCUCAGAUGGCACAAGCGCUGCUGGGGUCUGAAGAGAGGAAAGUGGAGAUUGCGCUCUACAGGAAGGACGGCGUGUGUUUCUUGUGUUUGGUGGACGUGGUGCCGGUAAAGAAUGAAGAUGGUGUCGUGAUCAUGUUUAUACUGAAUUUCGAGGUCAUGCCGGACGACAAACUCAAUGAUGCACAGGAUCUCAAUCACAAGCUGCCUCUACUGUGGCGCCAUACAAAUCGCACACGAGGGAUUCGACUCCGCUUGCCUCUCCUAAACUCCCGAAACAACAGUAAAUCUUCUCUCCGUGAGGAUCCUGAGGCCGGCCGGGGAACCGGUUUCCCCACGAGCUCCCGUCCGGAAAGCCACGAAUCUCUCGCCCUGAGUAAUCUGCGCUCUCCUCCAGAACACAAGAGAUCUCGCCCGGCCGCCAACGCGGUGGGCACCCCAUCCUCGCUUCUGCCCGAAGACCAGCGCAACCUCCUGGGCAGUGACCCGGGGUCUCCUCCCCCGGCCCCGCCCCAUCCUACCACCCUGCCCCUUGGUCAUUCGUCACCCCGCCCAAAGCGGCUGAACCCGGACAUCUCGAUGUCCAACUGCAGUCUGGCGAACAGCCGGUCACGCGACAGUUUUCACAGCAUGCGCCGCGCGUCGUCCGUGGACGAUAUCGAGGCCAUGAGGCCCGAAUGGGACCGUAAGCAUCGAGCUCGAGCCACCAGCAGCAGCACGGGUGCCAUGAACAACAGGUCCAACAUCCUGAACUCUACCUCCGAUUCUGAUCUCAUGCGUUACCGCGCCAUCAGUAAAAUCCCUCAGAUAACGCUCAACUUUGUGGACUUUAAACCGGACCCUCUAAUCGCCCUCCCGACCGGAGAGAUGGACAUCAUCGCACCCUGUAAACUUAUUGACCGCACGCACAACGUCACAGAGAAAGUUACCCAGGUGCUGUCGCUGGGUGCAGAUGUUCUUCCCGAGUAUAAGCUUCAGGCUCCUCGCAUACACAAGUGGACGGUCCUUCACUAUAGUCCCUUUAAAGCGGUUUGGGAUUGGCUGAUUCUGUUGCUUGUGAUCUACACGGCCAUCCUCACGCCGUACUCGGCUGCGUUCCUGUUAAACGAUGACCAAGACGUCUCGGUGCAGACCUGCGGCUAUUCCUGCAGUCCACUCAAUGUGGUGGAUCUCAUCGUGGACAUCAUGUUCAUCAUCGACAUCGUCAUCAACUUCCGCACGACGUACGUCAAUGCCAAUGAUGAGGUGGUCAGCCAUCCGCUGCGUAUCGCCGUCCAUUACUUCAAAGGCUGGUUUCUCAUUGACAUGGUGGCCGCCAUCCCCUUCGACCUGCUCAUAUACCGCAACGGUGACGCAGAAGAAGUGAAUGCAGAGACCACCACCCUCAUCGGGCUGCUGAAGACGGCGCGUCUCUUACGACUCGUCCGAGUGGCGCGUAAACUGGACCGUUACUCUGAAUACGGCGCGGCCGUUCUCUUUCUGCUCAUGUGCACCUUCGCGCUCAUCGCUCAUUGGCUGGCUUGUAUCUGGUACGCCAUUGGAAGCGUGGAACGGAACGGUUCUAUUGGCUGGCUCCACUCGCUGGGUGAUCAGUUAGGAAAACAUUACAACUCCAGCAUUCCCGGAUCAGGACCCUCCAUUAAAGAUAAAUAUGUGACGGCUUUAUAUUUCACCUUCAGCAGUCUGACCAGCGUGGGCUUCGGAAAUGUGUCACCAAACACCAACUCGGAAAAGAUCUUCUCUAUAUGUGUCAUGCUUAUAGGAUCGCUCAUGUACGCCAGUAUCUUCGGGAACGUGUCAGCCAUCAUCCAGCGGUUAUAUUCUGGAACGGCUCGAUAUCACACACAGAUGCUGCGAGUGAGAGAAUUCAUCCGUUUCCAUCAGAUUCCCAACCCGCUGCGACAGAGACUGGAGGAAUAUUUCCAACACGCCUGGUCUUACACUAACGGCAUUGACAUGAACGCUGUGCUGAAGGGUUUCCCAGAGUGUCUACAAGCUGAUAUUUGUCUUCAUCUGAACCGAACCCUCCUACAGAACUGUAAAGCGUUUAAAGGAUCCACUAAGGGUUGCCUGCGAGCGCUGGCUAUGAAGUUUAAGACCACUCACGCCCCGCCGGGCGACACGCUGGUACACGCUGGAGACGUUCUCACCGCUCUCUACUUCAUCUCACGCGGAUCCAUCGAGAUCUUACGUGGUGAUGUUGUGGUGGCCAUAUUAGGUAAAAACGAUAUAUUCGGUGAGCCCAUCAAUCUGUACGCACGCCCGGGGAAGUCGAACGCCGAUGUUAGAGCCCUGACGUACUGUGAUCUUCAUAAGAUCCACCGAGAAGAUGUGCUGGAGGUGUUGGACAUGUACCCAGAGUUCUCAGACUUCUUCUGGAGUAACCUUGAGAUCACCUUUAACCUCAGAGAUACAAACAUGAUUCCCGGAUCUCCAAGCAGCGAUGAGUCCGAAUGCACCGGCUUUAACAAACUUCGGAGAAGAAAACUUUCAUUUCGCCGGCGAACAGAAAAAGAUGAUGCGGAUGCUGGAGAGAUCAAGAAGAACCAGAAACUCCUUCGGAGAAACCGGAAACAAGCUGCCUGUAAUAAAAACGAACUUAAGCCGGGUUGGGAGGAGCCUGGAAAUUCAAUCUCCUCCCAUUCCAGCGGUGAGGAGGAGGAGCCUGUGCACACACGCCCCGCCCCUCCCACUGUGUUCAUGGAGUCGUCUCAAAUACAGAGCACUUAUAUGAACUUUAAUGAUGUGAAUGAGGGCGAAGCUGAUCCCAAAACAGGGAACACGUGUAACGCUCUGUCGGGUGCAUUCUCAGGUGUGUCUAAUAUCUUCAGUUUUUGGGGUGACAGUAGGGGCAGACAGUAUCAGGAGUUGCAUCGAUGUAAUCUGUCAUCGCCCCCCGUGCAUCCCAGCACCCCUCUGCACAGCAUCAGUCGACAACAACGCAGUCACAUGGAGAACAGACUGGACCUUCUCCAGAAACAGAUCAGCAGAUUGGAGAGCCGCAUGUCGUCUGAUAUCGGUGCGAUCAUGGCGUUAUUACAGAGACAGAUGACUUUGGUUCCUCCUGCAUACAGCAGCGUGUCGUCUCCACCGCAGGUUGAUCGACUCCUACAGUCUGUAACACCAAUGGAGUCUGACACACUGGCAUCUCUCUCACAGUCGUGUGAAUCUCUGGGCAGCACCACAGAACUUCACAACCCUUCAGAGAGUCCUCUGCUCAGUCCGACUGAAGCUCCUCACGCCGGCUUCUCCAACCUCCAGGACGUUCAGCGCCGCUUCUCCUUACAGGAACCCCAGACAUCGACGGAUUUACGGACAUCGCAGAAGCACGGCUCCGACCCCGGGAGCUAAGGAGAAAACAACGGCAAUCCUCUCGCUUUCCUCUAACACAUCUCAUCUGAGCUUCUCCUCUCAGAGAUACGCUGGAGGUUCUGCUGGAUGUUUUCAAUCACAUCUGAUGAUAAAAGCUGGAGAUGAAGUUUAGUGUCACAGGACACACACACACACAGGCUGUCGUCCAGUAUUGGAUAUCCGUAAACGAAUAAUAAUUAUUAUUACUAAUUUAUCAAGUAGCCAUUAUGUCUUGCACUGAAUUUUUCAGACUCUUAAUCUUUAUGUCUGCUGCGCUUCCAAACAACAAACUGACUGAACUUGUUAGUGUUAGCUGGCCUAACAGAAGAAAAUAAUAAUAACAAUAAUAACCUGAUGUUUUCUGUCUGUCUGUCACUGCCUGUCAUGUCAUUUGCUGUGGAUCCAUGAAGAGGGCGGAGCCUCUGGCCACGCCUGAGCACACUGGAUUGGCUGGAUUGCCCUGGGUCUGGGUGAUUGAUGGGUUGGGGAGUGGGUAUUUAAAACCACCCCAUUGUAAAAUCCCAGUGAGGGAAAUCCAAGCAAGCACUGAGCAAGAAAUGAAAUCCACACGUCAUAUCUAAAGUUCCCACAGAGCUUAUUUUUAUCUCAGUCACAAUAUCUUUACUUCAGCAAUACAGAAUCAUUUCAAUCAAAAUCAAGCAUAGAUUUAACCAAAUACUUUCACUGUAAAAGUUUGUCUUUUACAUUAUAAGCCCAUUUUAUAUUUGAUUUGAUCAAUAUUGGGUAAACUCAAACCUCGACGCUUCAUUAAACCUGAUUUUAGUUUCGUUUUUGAAUGACGUGUGGACUGCUGAAAAAGUAAAUCAUUUUAAAGCGACGUUAUUAAGCAUGUGAUAUUAAACUUACACUUUUAAAUGAACCGUUUAUUUUAUAAUUAUAUUAAAAUGACAGUAAUAUUAUAAAGCGAUCUAAGGGAAGCAUGAUCAUUUAUUAAUUUGAGUUCAUUCUUUGCAGGCGUCCGUACAUGAGAAAGAUGACAAAGAUUGUAUUAUUCUGUCUGUCGAAUUUACAGGUGUGUUUUUAUUUGGAUACCAAAUAUAAUAUUUAAUAUUAAUGAGAGAGUUUAAAGAGGCAGUACAUCUGUAUGUGUAUGUAUGAUGUAUAACAGAUCAAAGCAGCACUACGUUAUAUUUUACCAUCUACCUUUGCGAAUGCUGAAAUUUGCACAUAUUUAUUUCAUGUUUUUGUUUUCAUUCUUGUGCACAGUGAUUGUUUUGCAGUUGUUUAUAAACUCAUGGUUUAAGAUCGGUCACAGGUUUAAUCCUGCUGGUGAACUGGAUGAGUUUUAUAAAUGAAGUUUGUGGUUAUUUUUGGUUGUUAAAAUACUUUAUGUCCCAGAUUAAUGUUGGAUCAUCUUUAACCUCGGUUUGCUAUUCCUGCCAUUACAUGUGAGCUCUUGUGUAAAAACCAUCUGUAAGCCUUUGAGAUCUAAACUCAGGCCCACUGAAAGCAGAAUUAGAUCAGCUAAUUGUUUGUUUAUGAAAUCUUUUGGUUAUUGAUCAGGAUUUCAGCUACGAGUAAGAGAGAGAGAUUCUCUCAGGUCUGCUCAUCGGAUCAAAUCUGAAUUUAUUCUGCAGAUUUUAUAUUAGCUUACCUGUUUCUUCAGACUUUUACCCUCAAAAAGAGACAAAAAGACUGAAUUAAGAAUGCUGUUAAUCAUUUCUGUGUGUCUGAAAUCUAAUUGGUUGAAAGAAAUGUUGUUUCAUGAAUGAAAUUACUGAUCCAUGUUUAUCUUUGUGACAUCACGGUAAGCAUGCGAAAAAAAUGAAAAAGUGAAAAGCUGAGAGCCAACAGCAGGUUAGAGACAUUCAGCACUUUAAACUUUAACCAAAGCCACACACACGACAGAUUUCAGUCAAUGUCAGACAUUUCAGUCAAAAUUUCAAAAAUAAUAUUACAAUAUAUAUUUGAUGAUUUCAGUAUGAAGCCUAUUUUUAGAUCAUUACCAUUAGAUCUGGACACUCCCCCCCAAUUACAGUCACUGUAUUUAUUAUUUAAAUAUACAGAACAAUAUUACUACCAUGAAACUAAACUGCUUAUAAAUAAAAAUAAUAAAAUCAAUAAAGGGGGCAUGUCAUAAAAAAGCAGACUUUUUUCCAUGUUUAAGUGCUAUAAUUGGGUCCCCAGUGCUUCUAUCAACCCAGUAACUUAGUUUUGGUAAACCAUUCACUGCAAACAUGAAAAAAAGCUCAUUAAAAUUUGGCUCCCCUUGUGAUGUCAGAAGGGGAUUCUAUUAUAAUAUUACUGCACUUUAAUCUGCAUUAUCCAAUCACCGCACUGCAAUUAAGUGCAGAGAUCAGCUCAUUUGCAUUUUAAAGAACACAUCUAAAAAUGGCACACUCACACCUACAAAGUGGUCAUUUUACCAUGUUAUAAUAAAAUAUCUGUGGGGUAUUUUGAGCUUAAACUUCACAUAUGUACUCUGGAGACACCAAGGAUGUAUUUACAUCUUUAAAAAUUCUUGUGAAAUGUCCCCUUUAAUGAUAAAUAGGCUUUAUUUUUAUGGAAAUUUCUUUUGGAGUGAAAUAUGAUCUAUGUUCUUGACCAGUUUUGUGAAGUUCAUUGAAUGUUUGAAAACAGACAGAGAAAUCAAACACUGUCCCGACCAGUGUUGGGCUAGUAACUCAAAAAAUUGAAUAUAUUCCUCAUUACUAUUUACUAGUUAGUGAUUAUUUUACUCAUCACUCCCAACAAACAGUAAUAACACUAUUAGCUAUAUUACUUUUCCAUCAAAGUCUGAUGAAACCGUCUAUUGGCAGAAUGAAAAAGAGCAAAGUUCCUGUAUUGAUGAUAUUGUUACAAAGUAACACUUUAAGAAAUGAUGUGUUCAUUGUUAAGUUUUGUGUUAUUCUAUUUAACACGUUUUGGGUUAAAAUAAAUAAAAGGAAUAACAUAAGUUGUGUUAAAACGAUACAAAAUGCGUUGUUGUUCUAAUAAUAACACAGAGAUGUGUAACAAUUGUUUUAAGAGUGUAGAAAUUUUUUUUAGAUGGUAACUGUAAUAUUACAAUUUUUUGCAAUAAUUAGUUACACUAGUUACCAGAGAAAGUAAUAUUAUUAGAGUAAUAUUAUUACUAGUAAUUAGUUACUGCCCAACACUGUCCCGACACUUUCAAUCAGCUUAUAAUUAUGGCAUGGCCCUUACAGAAAAACCACAUGAAUUUCACAUGUAAAAAACACUUGUAAUGUGGUGACAAUUUUUUCCACAUGUUUUUCACGUGUGUUUCACACAAAAAUGUGAAUUUGCACGUGAAAUUAAUGUGACUUUCUGUACGGGUUGUGUGUAAUCCAGGUUAUUUUCUUAAUCUGUGGCAGAGGUGACUACAGCUGACCUGUAUUUCUACCUUGAUAAAACAGAUUAUUGUCUUAAUGUCCAAACAACAAGAUUUUGUGAAUUCAGAGGUGAUUUUUCAGAUCUGCAUGAAUAGAGACGCUCCAGAGACACAGCGUUUUAUUUCUGUGUCUCUCUCUGAAAUCAGUUUGUGUGUAAUAGUUUUGUGUCUCUCUUGUUGUCUGCCUCUAGUGUAAACUUCUGUGUUUGGUGUUUGGCUUUGCACUUUACACACCGGAUCUCACAUUGGUCUAUUUACAGGGAUUUUAAGCCAAGGGCCCUUUAACCAUCACCUAAAGAUGAUGUAAAACAGGCCACACACACACACAAAUCCUUACAGACGACUAGAACAGAAUACCUUUAUUGUCAUUGUACAGCUUUGAUCUGAAAAGUGGCUUUAUUAAGAAGUCUACCAGGAACAUUUCAAUUAAAUGACGUCCUGUAUGUGUACAGAUUUUUCAAGCUUUUGGGUUUUAAUUUAUUUUGGUAACUCGUUUACACUGGAUUGAUAUUUUUCUCCUUCCCAAUUUUACUGUAAAUAAGGAAAUCUUUUAAAUAUAACUGAAUUCUUGGCAUCCCUAUAGCUGACACUAUGCAGAAACGCAUUUCCAUGGCAUGCUCAGAAAUGCUGAAAAAAGAAACUGUAGAGGAAAUAUACAUUUAUGUUUGACUUUUCUUUUUUUUAUAAUCAUGUGAAUAACUCUGCUAAUAAUGAUGUAAUGAUAUGAAUUCUUCUAUAUUAUAUAUAAAUAUAUAUACAGUACCAUGAUAUUAUGAUAAUAACAAAGAUAAAUGAACACAUUUGAUCUGCAUGCUGCACUGAGGUUUUCCAGCGGUAAGAGAUUGCAGAUGAAUUAGUGAAUGUGUAGACUGAUGCACUGUUUAUAUCACAGCUCAUUUAAUCUUCUUCCAGAUUGUGAAGACUGGACAUUGUGACACUAAACUCUGUACACUUUUAAAAAAUAAAGGUGCUUCACGAUGCUAUAGAUGAAUCAUUUAUUGCUACAUGGUUCCAUAAAAUACUUUAAACAUCUGAAGAAACUUUCGGUUUCACAAAAGGAUCUUUGUGAUGAGUAAAGCUUCUUCAGAUUAUAAAAAGGUAAAGACAAAAUGAAGAAAGUUUGACUGAACGGCUCUUUGAGGAACAAAAAAUGCUCCUUUCAUGGCAUCGCUGUUAAGCACCUUUAUUUUUAAAAGCGUACUCUUCUUACAUUACUGAGGUCUGGAUUUAUGAAUGUCUGACUGAUCUCUGAUGAUCUCAGUGUGAAUUCUUACAGGUUUCAGAAAUUCCAGAUGUUGAUUGUGUGCUAGCAUUAUAAACCACUGACUUUAUAAAAUUUUAAAUAUUUAUUUCAAUAAACCGCUUUGAAAAUGACUAAA
Messenger RNA from Misgurnus anguillicaudatus (oriental weatherfish), 9108 nucleotides. It is a transcript of the gene kcnh2b, whose product is annotated as potassium voltage-gated channel, subfamily H (eag-related), member 2b. Gene Ontology annotation, biological process: regulation of heart rate by cardiac conduction; membrane repolarization during cardiac muscle cell action potential; regulation of ventricular cardiac muscle cell membrane repolarization. Gene Ontology annotation, cellular component: plasma membrane. Lineage: Eukaryota; Metazoa; Chordata; Actinopteri; Cypriniformes; Cobitidae. The record is from RefSeq and is a predicted model, not a curated record. Gene Ontology annotation, molecular function: inward rectifier potassium channel activity.